ACCCGCCUGCCAUGUCCCGCUUUGUUGCUGUCUGGCUAUCGCUGGCGGUGCCCCUCGCACCCCUCGCUUUCGCAAGUCCUCUCUCCACAUCACCUUAUCAUGCACCCGCACGGACCCACCUGUCCGUCGCACCCCUCCAUGUCGAAGACCACCCCCACGGCACGAUCGACAACUCCUAUAUCGUCGUGCUGAAGGAGGACGUGUCCCCCACGUUGAUGGACAACCAUCUCAACUUCUUGCAGAUGGCUCAUGCCUCAGACUCCCUCCUCGGGGACUCGGUGGCUGACGGUCUCCGUCAUAUCUAUGAUGGCGGACUCAAGGGAUACGCAGGCGAGUUCACAGAGGGCGUUGUGGAACAAAUCCGCAGGAUGCCCGAGGUUGACUUCGUUGAGAAGGACCAGGUCGUCCGCGCGACAUACUUCAACGAGACUAUCAUCGAACAGAAGGGCUCUCCCUGGGGUCUUGCGCGGAUAAGCCAUCGACCCAAGUUGACUUUCUCGACUUUCACAAAGUACGUCUACGAUGACGUGGCAGGAGAGGGCGUAGACGCCUAUAUUAUCGACACCGGUAUCAACGUCGCGCACGAAGAGUUCGGAGACCGCGCAGCCUGGGGAUACACCGUGGUUCGCGACGAUACGGACUCUGAUGAGAACGGCCACGGUACUCACUGCGCUGGCACUAUCGCUUCUGACAAGUAUGGCGUUGCUAAGAAAGCACGAGUGAUCGCAGUCAAGGUUCUCGGCUCAAACGGCAGUGGUUCCAUGUCCGACGUCAUUGCUGGAGUAGAAUGGGCGCGCAAAUCAGCUCUCGAGAAGGCCAAAGAAGCGCGUGCCGAACGUGCUGCAACUGGAAAGAGCAAGCACAAGGGUUCCGUCGCAAACAUGAGUCUUGGAGGUGGUAAAUCGAACGGUUUGGAAAUCGCAGUGAACAGGGCUGUCGACCAGGGUAUCCACUUUGCUGUCGCUGCCGGUAAUGACGAUCGCGACGCUUGCAAAUACUCUCCCGCCGGUGCCGAGAAAGCAGUCACCGUCGGCGCCUCCACUCUCGGCGAUGAAAGGGCCUACUUCUCAAACUACGGCAAAUGUGUGGAUGUGUUUGCUCCUGGUCUCAACAUCCUGUCCACCUACAAGGGCAGCCGUCAUGCGAUCGCUACUUUGUCGGGUACCUCUAUGGCUUCUCCCCAUACUUGCGGCCUCAUGGCGUACUUGCUCUCGAUAUAUCCCUCCGCAACAUUCAACCCAACGUUCUUAAACGAUGCUGAACCCUCAGAAUGGAACGACCGGUAUGCUUCGAUAUACUCCAUCGCGUACACGGUGCUUCCUCGCUGGAUCGUGGCCUUCCUCCCGCCGCCCCAAUUCCUUGCGCCUAUUCCUUUGGAUGACGUUACCAUCCUCUCACCCAAGGCCCUCAAGCAGGCACUCCUCGAGCUGUCCUCCAAAGGCCUUAUCAAUGACGUUGGUGAUCAAAGCCCCAACAAGCUCAUCUUCAACAACGCCACAUCGUAUUAGAGCCAGGAUAUACGUCCGCAUCUAAUUAGUCUUUCGUGACUGCGCCCAGUUGGCUGUACUCCAUAUGUUCAUGUACUAUAGUCUUGACAAUGCUAUCUAUCGAUCAUAUACUUUUGCGACAGUUAGCCCUGUCU
Messenger RNA from Pisolithus orientalis, 1642 nucleotides. RefSeq names its product peptidase S8/S53 domain-containing protein. Bases 12 to 1508 code for a protein of 498 amino acids. Gene Ontology annotation, biological process: proteolysis. NCBI's taxonomy places the organism in Eukaryota, Fungi, Basidiomycota, Agaricomycetes, Boletales, Pisolithaceae. The record is from RefSeq and is a predicted model, not a curated record. Gene Ontology annotation, molecular function: serine-type endopeptidase activity. The transcript is spliced from 4 exons.